Camellia sinensis is the source of this 1677-nucleotide messenger RNA. RefSeq names its product glutamate dehydrogenase A. Gene Ontology annotation, molecular function: L-glutamate dehydrogenase (NAD+) activity. The record is from RefSeq and is a predicted model, not a curated record. Gene Ontology annotation, biological process: L-glutamate catabolic process. Gene Ontology annotation, cellular component: mitochondrion. NCBI's taxonomy places the organism in Eukaryota, Viridiplantae, Streptophyta, Magnoliopsida, Ericales, Theaceae.
GCACUUGCUUCCUCUUUCUCUAUAAAUACAGCUAUUCACAAAGUUCAUCUUCAUUCCUUUGAUCCCAUUAUAAUCUCUCACUACACAGUUCCAUUUAUAUAUAUAUACAUAAUAUUUUGAACUGUUUGAUCCAUUUUAGUUUCUGGGUAUUGCUUGUUUGAGUGAUUCUCACACAACCAUGAACGCUCUCGCCGCCACAAACCGCAAUUUUCGCCACGCUGCUCGCAUUCUUGGGUUGGACUCUAAACUUGAGAAGAGUCUUUUGAUCCCAUUCAGAGAAAUCAAGGUGGAAUGUACAAUUCCUAAGGACGAUGGAACUCUGGUGUCCUACAUUGGAUUCAGAGUUCAACAUGAUAAUUCUCGUGGUCCUAUGAAAGGAGGGAUCAGAUAUCAUCCCGAGGUUGAUCCUGAUGAGGUAAAUGCUCUGGCUCAACUAAUGACCUGGAAGACUGCUGUAGCAGAUAUUCCUUAUGGUGGAGCUAAGGGUGGAAUUGGAUGCACACCAAGUGAGUUAAGUAAGAGUGAGUUGGAACGUCUCACUAGAGUCUUCACUCAAAAGAUUCAUGAUCUUAUUGGGGUAAAUAUGGAUGUCCCCGCACCAGAUAUGGGGACUAAUGCACAGACCAUGGCUUGGAUUUUGGAUGAAUACUCAAAGUUUCAUGGUCAUUCACCAGCUGUUGUGACCGGAAAGCCCAUAGAUCUUGGUGGAUCCCUGGGUAGGGAGGCUGCAACUGGGCGUGGUGUCGUUUAUGCCACAGAGGCUUUACUCGCUGAACAUGGAAAGUCAAUAAAAGAUUUGACAUUUGUUAUACAGGGUUUUGGGAACGUGGGAUCUUGGACAGCAAGUCUCAUUCAUGAGAGAGGUGGUAAGGUCAUUGCAGUGAGUGACAUCACUGGAGCGGUUAAGAACCCAAGUGGGAUUGAUAUACCAGCAUUGCUUAAUCAUAAAGAAGAAACGGGGAGCUUGAAUAAUUUUGAUGGUGGAGAUGCCAUGGAUCCAAAUGAAUUACUCCUGGAGGAAUGUGAUGUCUUGAUCCCAUGUGCCUUGGGAGGAGUUCUGAACAGAGAAAAUGCUGGGAAUGUAAGAGCCAAGUUCAUCAUAGAAGCAGCAAAUCAUCCUACUGAUCCAGAGGCGGAUGAGAUUCUAUCUAAGAAAGGGGUUAUAAUACUACCUGAUAUAUAUGCAAAUUCUGGAGGCGUGACGGUCAGCUAUUUUGAGUGGGUUCAGAAUAUUCAAGGUUUUAUGUGGGACGAAGAGAAGGUGAACAAGGAGCUUCAUAGGUACAUGACGAAAGCUUUUCAUAACAUCAAAAACAUGUGUCAGACACACAAUUGCAACCUCCGAAUGGGCGCCUUCACACUGGCAGUGAAUCGUGUUGCUCGGGCUACUGUAUUAAGAGGAUGGGAAGCAUAAUCAGUUUCUUUCCAUUUUAUUUUUCUCUUUGUUAUUUAAAUAUAUGCUUUUGUUACAGGUGAAGAAUGUAGCUUGACAGCCAUUCUUCCCUACCAUAAUGUUUCCCAGUGUUCUCUUCUUUCUUCAGUUGUGAAAUUUUUACAGAUUGUCAAGUGAAUCAAAUGGGGGAUUGAUUUAAGGGGAAAUAACAAAUCUGUGUACUAGUUGGGAAAAAAAAAAUUCAGAAUAAUGAUAUAAUUUAUAAAUUUUAAUUAUUAAAAUCA